Messenger RNA from Trichechus manatus latirostris (Florida manatee), 4267 nucleotides. RefSeq names its product cryptochrome circadian regulator 2 (gene CRY2). Gene Ontology annotation, molecular function: DNA binding; FAD binding. NCBI's taxonomy places the organism in Eukaryota, Metazoa, Chordata, Mammalia, Sirenia, Trichechidae. The record is from RefSeq and is a predicted model, not a curated record. Bases 17 to 1798 code for a protein of 593 amino acids. Gene Ontology annotation, biological process: circadian regulation of gene expression; entrainment of circadian clock by photoperiod; negative regulation of DNA-templated transcription. Gene Ontology annotation, cellular component: cytoplasm; nucleus. The transcript is spliced from 12 exons.
AGCAGGCUAGGCGGUGAUGGCGGCUACAGUGGUGACGGCGGCAGCGGCGGCCUUGGCGCCGGCGCCGAGCAUAGAUGGCGCCUCCUCGGUACACUGGUUCCGCAAGGGGCUGCGACUCCACGACAACCCGGCGCUGCUGGCGGCCGUGCGCGGGGCGCGCUGCGUGCGCUGCGUUUACAUCCUCGACCCUUGGUUCGCGGCCUCCUCUUCAGUCGGGAUCAACCGAUGGAGGUUUCUGCUUCAGUCUCUGGAAGAUUUGGACAGAAGUUUAAGGAAACUAAACUCCCGCCUGUUUGUAGUCCGGGGCCAGCCUGCUGACGUGUUCCCAAGGCUGUUCAAGGAAUGGGGGGUGACUCGCCUGACCUUCGAAUAUGACUCCGAACCCUUUGGGAAAGAACGGGAUGCAGCCAUCAUGAAGAUGGCCAAGGAGGCUGGUGUGGAGGUGGUGACUGAGAACUCUCAUACCCUCUAUGACCUAGACAGGAUCAUUGAGCUGAACGGGCAAAAGCCACCCCUUACCUACAAGCGCUUUCAGGCCAUCAUCAGCCGCAUGGAGCUCCCCAAGAAGCCGGUGGGCUCGGUGACCAGCCAGCAGAUGGAGAGCUGCAGGGCCGAAAUCCAGGAGAACCAUGACGAAACCUAUGGUGUGCCCUCCCUGGAGGAGCUGGGGUUCCCCACUGAAGGACUUGGUCCAGCUGUCUGGCAAGGAGGAGAGACAGAAGCUAUGGCCCGCCUGGAUAAGCACUUGGAACGGAAGGCUUGGGUUGCCAACUAUGAGAGACCCCGAAUGAAUGCCAACUCCCUCCUGGCCAGCCCCACAGGCCUCAGCCCCUACCUGCGCUUCGGUUGCCUCUCCUGCCGCCUGUUCUACUACCGCCUGUGGGACCUAUAUAAAAAGGUGAAACGGAACAGUACACCCCCUCUUUCCCUGUUUGGGCAACUCCUGUGGCGAGAAUUCUUCUACACAGCAGCCACCAACAACCCCAGGUUUGACCGCAUGGAGGGGAACCCCAUCUGCAUCCAGAUUCCCUGGGACCGCAACCCAGAGGCCCUGGCCAAGUGGGCCGAGGGCAAAACAGGCUUCCCUUGGAUUGAUGCCAUCAUGACCCAACUGAGGCAGGAGGGCUGGAUCCACCAUCUGGCCCGGCAUGCCGUGGCCUGCUUCCUCACCCGUGGGGACCUCUGGGUCAGCUGGGAGAGCGGGGUCCGGGUAUUUGACGAGCUGCUCCUGGAUGCAGACUUCAGCGUGAAUGCAGGCAGCUGGAUGUGGCUGUCCUGCAGUGCUUUCUUCCAGCAGUUCUUCCACUGCUACUGCCCCGUGGGCUUUGGCCGCCGCACAGACCCCAGUGGAGACUACAUCAGGCGAUACCUGCCCAAACUGAAAGGGUUCCCCUCUCGCUACAUCUACGAGCCCUGGAAUGCACCCGAGUCAAUUCAGAAGGCAGCCAAGUGCAUCAUUGGCGUGGACUACCCACGGCCCAUCGUCAACCAUGCCGAGACCAGCCGGCUCAACAUUGAGCGAAUGAAGCAGAUCUACCAGCAGCUCUCCCGCUACCGGGGGCUCUGUCUCCUGGCGUCUGUCCCUUCCUGUGCGGAAGACCUCAGUAACCCUGUGGCUGAGCCCAGCUUGAGCCAGGCUGGGAGCAUGAGCAGUGCAGGCCCAAGACCACUACCCAGUGGCCCAGCGUCCCCCAAACGCAAGCUGGAAGCAGCUGAGGAGCCACCUGGUGAAGAACUCAGCAAACGGGCCAGGGUGGCCAAGUUGCCCAGCCCAGAACUGCCGAGCAAGGAUGUCUGAGACUGCAGAGCCGCUGCUCCGUGAGCCAAGCCUGGGUGCCAGGGCAGCCACUGUGGCAGCAGAGUGCAACCUGCGGGCAAGCCGACACUGACAGAGCUCGCGAGGACGUGUGUGCGUGUGUUGUGUGUGCCUGUGCAGGGGAAGUGGUGUGCCUGUUUGCGUGUGCAUGCAUUUCUUUACACUCUGUGACUCUGAAUGCUGCCUGGGCUGGAGCCGUCCCUGUAGCAUGCUUCACUUCGAGUGCUUUGCCCACCUCUGGACACAAGGCCAGAGGUCACAGCUGAGACCUCUCCCUGCCAGCCAAUGGCCUGGUCUGAGCGGAACAUAGUGGUAGGACCUUAGCUGGUCCCAGCCCGCCCUCCUCACAUCAGGCCAAGGAGCAGAAGGGCAACAUUUUUGACUCUUGCCAAGAGUAUGGGAUUCUAGAUGCAGCCAGAGCCCGCGCCGAGUUCUGCAUUUUGACCGUGGAGGCUGAGCAGACUGGAGUGGAUGGAUGCUGUCCAGACUUAGCCACCUGGCCUGGUAUCUUCCUCAACAUAAAACCCCCUGCCCUCAUCCUCCAGACCAUUCCUCAGGUACAUGGGACUGAGCACAAGGCUGUGGACAGAUGAUGGCUCUGAAAAGUUUCCACCAACCACCAUACGGAAGGACACCCAGAUAUCUAACUGGUAAUAUGUGCACAGACUAUAGCUAGCAGCCUCAGCCAGCACGUCUGUCUUUUCAGAGCUGAGAGCCGACAGUUAGGAAGAGGAUCCCAGCUCUGUACUUCCUUGGAAGCUGAGAGCCAGCCUGGAGCUUAUCCAGGAGCUGUGGAGGGCAGGGGCAGACUUGGCUCCUCCACAAGGCAUAAAGCCCCAGGCCCUCUGGCCACACUCCGAGGCCACAGUGCCACCAGUUGAGGACAGCUGACCCCCAGCCAGGAGGCCAUUCUGGUCUUUGUUCUGGAGGCUUCCAGGGCCUGCCCUGCACUGGGUAGCCUCCAAGCUGCCACGUCAGCUGUCCCAGUAGCUGGACUCCGAGAACCCAGGCAAAUAGACUCAGGGGACUGCCAGAGGCAGUUGGCAGAGGUCAAAGGAGAGAUCAUACCCAGCACACCAACCCUUCCCGAAGCAUCAGGUGGGAGGUUUGACCCAGAGAACCCAAGCCUCGCAUUCCGGGGGUGGCCUGUGCCACCCACCUCUCCCCUCCUGCUGUCGAAGGCCUGUGUUGAGAAACACUGAAUGAAAGAAGGACUGUCGUCAAGUGGAGCAAGUCUUCCUUCCACGCUGUGGCCUGCACUUGAGCCACAAAGUUCAUGUGUGUGUCUGUGUGUGUGCACGUGUGUGUGCGCGCACACACGCGUCCGUGUGCUCGUGUAGCUGAGAGGCUGAUUCCUCUUUGGGUUUUUGUCCUCACGUGUAACAUUAAGCUGGCCUCUUGGCCUUCUUCUCUCUACCUCCCCUGUGACCUUUCCUAGCCUUAUAGCUGUUAAUGCCCUUGGCCCCAGCCCUGUCCCUCACUGUCCUCUGUCCUCAGACCAGAGCCCUGGGGUCACGCCCCUGUCUCCUACAGCUGUCCAGCACAUUGAAGGCUUCUUCCUGAGAGGUCCUCGGUUUUCUCAGCCAGAGAGCUGCCAUUAGAUUCCAACUGUUGAGUGUCAUCUUCACUAGAAAUGUCCCGUAAUCGUGUGGGGAGAGCAGGGCACACACAUGGUAUGUAUUCAGAGCACUAGGCUGGGGGCUUCCCUGUUCCCUCAGCCCCAGCCAGGGGGAAAGAGAAUCAGGGGCUAUUGCCAGAAGAGGAGUAGAGUGAGCCUGGAAGGGCUAAUCUGAGACACACAGAAGGCCCGAGGGCUUAGAGCCAAAUUCAGUAUUUAGCAGCACCUUCAAACAUCAGGAUGGUUCCCUUUUCCUGCCAAUGUGAUGGUGGCUCUCUCCCUUAAGGCACAAGUUGGCAGGACCACCCCCUCUCCUUCUUUACCCUCCCUGGCAUGCUGGCCCACCCCCAGGACAACCUCGCAGUGGAAUGGAGCAGUCCACCCCUGGAGCCAGAGGGGCAGGGCAGGAGAGGGUAUGGCCACUGGCCUGGAGCUCCACCAGGGCCUCACGCCUCCCCUUCUCUAGCCCAGGCGGCCCUGGGGGUGCUGCAGAGUGAUAGAAACCCUGAUCCAAGGGCCAGCAUGGGGAAGAGCCAGUCGCAGGCAAAAUGCACUUUUAUACAGAGAUUUUCUAUUGCUGAGAAGGUGUGUUUCUCCCGCAGUUUGUUUGUGAAUAUGCACUUGUUUUAUAAACAUCCGAUCCUGUUAAAGCAAAGCUGUGCUGUCGUCAGUCUUGUGGGAGGUCUGAGGACCGGGGUUUGUAAGACUGAGCCUGGCUGAGGCUUUAGCCAGACCGUCUUGGUCCUGUUGAAGCCAGGAGCCUCUCGCCCCUCCUUGGUCCCAGGUGAGCAGCCCAGCAGACUAAUGACAGCUCCAGGGCCGGGCACUCAGAG